Messenger RNA from Lotus japonicus, 2498 nucleotides. Its product is annotated as U-box domain-containing protein 13-like. Bases 219 to 2234 code for a protein of 671 amino acids. Gene Ontology annotation, cellular component: nucleus; cytoplasm. Gene Ontology annotation, molecular function: ubiquitin-protein transferase activity; protein binding. The transcript is spliced from 4 exons. NCBI's taxonomy places the organism in Eukaryota, Viridiplantae, Streptophyta, Magnoliopsida, Fabales, Fabaceae. Gene Ontology annotation, biological process: protein ubiquitination; cell surface receptor signaling pathway. The record is from RefSeq and is a predicted model, not a curated record.
UCUGAACUUUUCUCUCUCUCUCUCUCUGCUAUAUCUUUCUCUGUCUUAAAACCACUGUGUCUGAAUUCUCAAAAUUUCGUGUAUGUCAUUGACGAGGACCAUGUCUCGCAACCUCGAUCUCCGGCAAUCACCGUGAUUCUUCUGCUAAAACGGUGCCGUAUUGGAGGGAUCUGCUGUGGAGAGCGAGUUCGCGUGGUGGUGGUGGUGGCGGCGCAGCCAUGGAGGUUGUUGUUGAGGUUGAGAUAGCUGGCUCGGUGAUUGAGCUGGUGAAUGAGAUAGCUAGCAUCUCUGACUUCAGACCUAUGGUGAAGAAGCAGUACUGCAACUUGGCACGCAGGUUGAAGCUUCUCGUGCCUUUGUUCGAGGAAAUUAGGGACAUGAAAGAUCCCAUCACUGACGAAACUUCGAAAUCCAUGCUUGCUUUUAAGGAAGCUCUUGAAUCUGCAAAGGAGCUUCUCAAAUUCGGAUGUGAAGGCAGCAAGAUUUACAUGGUUCUUGAGAGGGACCAAAUCAUGAACAAAUUCUAUGAGGUGACAGCUCGGCUGGAACAAUCAUUGAAUGGAAUUUCCUAUGAUAAACUUGACAUUUCUGAUGAAGUUAAGGAGCAGGUUGAAUUGGUUCUUGCCCAGUUUAGAAGAGCCAAAGGAAGGGUUGAUGAACCUGAUGUCAAGUUGUAUGAGGAUAUAUUGUCCCUUUACAAUGAUAGUAGUGAUGCAGCUACAGAUCCAGCUGUUCUUAGCCGAUUAGCUGAAAAAUUGCAAUUGAUGGGGAUAGCCGAUUUUAUUCAUGAAUCUCUCACAUUACAUGACAUGGUGGGAGCGAGUGGUGGGGAUCCAGGGGCACGCAUCGAGAAGAUGUCAAUGUUAUUGAAGAAGAUAAAGGAUUAUGUGCAAACUGAAAACCUAGUCAAGGAUGAUAAUGUUGGAGCAAAAGGCCUUCCUUCAAGCGUUAGCAGAUUAGGGUCAAUCGAAAAGAAUCAUCCGGCCCUUGUUAUCCCUACUGAUUUUAAAUGUCCGAUUUCCUUGGAAUUGAUGCAGGAUCCUGUCAUUGUUUCAACAGGACAGACUUAUGAGCGUUCUUGUAUUGAGAAGUGGUUGCAAGCUGGGCAUGGGACAUGCCCAAAAACACAACAGAGUCUCACUAGUACUGUUCUCACACCCAACUACGUGUUACGGAGCCUCAUAGAACAAUGGUGUGAAGCCAAUGGCAUAGAGCCACCAAAACGACCCAGCACCUCUCAACCUAGCAAAUCAGCAUCAGCCUGCACCCCAGCUGAGCGAAGUAAGAUUGAAAAUCUUCUCCAAAAGCUCUCAUCUGGUAAUCCUGAAGACCAGAGAUUAGCUGCUGGUGAGAUCCGCCUUCUUGCAAAGCGCAAUGCAGAUAAUCGGGUCGCAAUUGCUGAAGCUGGAGCAAUACCUCUCCUUGUUGGUCUCUUGUCCGUGCCCGACUCUCGCACUCAAGAGCAUGCUGUGACAGCGCUUUUGAAUCUUUCCAUAUAUGAGAAUAACAAAGGGUGCAUUGUGUCUUCUGGAGCAGUCCCAGGUAUAGUUCAUGUGCUGAGGAAAGGAAGCAUGGAAGCCCGUGAAAAUGCAGCAGCAACACUUUUCAGCCUUUCGGUUGUGGACGAAAACAAGGUUACAAUUGGUUCUUCAGGAGCCAUACCGCCGCUAGUGACGCUGCUGAGUGAAGGUACCCAAAGGGGUAAGAAAGACGCUGCAACAGCACUCUUCAAUUUGUGCAUUUACCAGGGUAACAAAGGAAAGGCGGUGAGGGCGGGUGUUAUUCCCACACUGAUGAAACUGCUGACAGAACCAAGUGGAGGAAUGGUGGACGAAGCAUUGGCCAUUUUGGCAAUCUUGUCUAGUCAUCCUGAUGGGAAGGCUGCGAUUGGUGCUGCAGAUGCGGUUCCAAUUUUGGUAGAGUUUAUUGGGAAUGGAUCGCCGAGGAACAAAGAGAACUCAGCUGCUGUUUUAGUGCACCUUUCUUCUGGUGAUCAACAAUAUCUAGCACAAGCACACAAACUAGGGUUGAUGACUCCUUUGUUGGAACUGGCUCAACAUGGUACAGAUAGAGGCAAAAGAAAGGCGGCACAAUUGAUAGAUCGCAUGAGCAGGUUUCUUGAGCAGCAGAGGCAGCAGCAGGAGCAGGUGGAGGAAGUUCAAACACAAACUGAACCUCAAGCUCAGAAUGAGGAUAUCGAACCACCUUCAAUUUCUAACCUUGAUGAUACCUGAGAUGUCUUGUUUAUACUUUUGUUCAUUUUUGUUCCUUUUGUUAAGUGUUGAAAGAAGCAUCUGUUUGGAGGGUAGGGUGGAAGAUCACCUUCCUACUCCAUUAAGUUAUCAUUUGUUUUGUGUGAUAAUCAGAGAUGUAAUGCAAAAAGCUUUUGAACUUGGGAAGACGAGGUUCAAAGAAAAUAGGCAAGAUGUGCCUGAUAUGAAAAAUGUAUAAUUGUAACAUGUUCAUCCUGCCAAUUUAAUGAAGAAAUGUUUCUUGUA